Messenger RNA from Seriola aureovittata, 10733 nucleotides. It is a transcript of the gene trpm3, whose product is annotated as transient receptor potential cation channel, subfamily M, member 3. NCBI's taxonomy places the organism in Eukaryota, Metazoa, Chordata, Actinopteri, Carangiformes, Carangidae. Gene Ontology annotation, molecular function: monoatomic cation channel activity. Gene Ontology annotation, cellular component: membrane. The coding region runs from base 652 to 6051 and encodes 1799 amino acids. Gene Ontology annotation, biological process: protein tetramerization; monoatomic cation transmembrane transport. The record is from RefSeq and is a predicted model, not a curated record. The transcript is spliced from 27 exons.
UCAAAUCUAAGCCGCUGCCUGUCAGGGUGCUCCGUUUAUGCGCUCUGCGCUGCUCUCGUUUCCUCUCCUCUGCCCUCUGCGCUAUACUGCACUGCACUGCACUGCUCGUCUCUCCUCUCCUCACAUCUCCAUCACUCCUCCUUCUCUUUCUCUCUUCUUUCUUUUUCUCUACCUGCAUCCCUCUCCCAUUACAAGCUCUUUUCUCUGCUGUGCACUGCUGCGCUCUGCUCUGUUGUUUGGGAAAAUAUUACACUCUGGGUUUUUUCGCGCCAGAGCUGAGUACACUCCAGCUACUGGUGGAAGAGGAAUCAGAUGAUCCUGGUGCUCCAGGUUUGGCUUGCCUUGAACUCUUUGGAUCUGUGUGGGCCAGGUUGGUGAAGAGGGCACAGAGGGAGGGGAGAAGGGGCAGAUAGCUGCCCAGGUGAGAGCUUCAUCUACUUGGGGAAGUAAAGGCUUCAAGGUGGUGGCGGUGGUGGUGGCAGUAGUGGUUGAUGAUUGUCCGUCGAGGGUCAUGCCCUGGGACUUGCAUGCUUUUCGGCAGUUGGAGUUGGAGACCCUCUCCCAUUUUUGCCCCCCUAGUGGGGCAGCAUUGAUCCUGGUGCCGGGAAAAGCCGCCAGGCACCAGUGGCUGCACCGUGAAGAGUGGGCACCAUGAACCAGCUGGACGCACCACGGCCACUCAACUGGACCAUCAGGAAACUGUGCCAUGCAGCUUUCCUGCCAUCUGUACGCCUGCUAAAGGCACAGAAAUCGUGGAUAGAGAGAGCAUUCAGCAAGAGAGAAUGUGUUCAUAUCAUAGUGAGCGCCAAAGACCCCCAUAGGUGCUGUUGUGGUCGUCUGAUAGGUCAGCAUGUGGGCCUGCCCCCGGGCAUCUCAUCUAGUCAAAAUGAUAAGGCAGAGCGUUUGGCCAAGAAUGACAGCCUGGCGGAGAAGUGGUCAAUCAGUAAACACACACAGCUCAGUCCCACUGAUGCCUUUGGUACCAUUGAGUUCCAGGGAGGAGGACACUCCAACAAAGCCAUGUACGUGCGAGUGUCUUAUGACACCAAGCCUGACCUGCUGCUCCACCUGAUGACCAAGGAAUGGCAGCUGGACCUGCCCAAGCUGCUCAUCUCAGUCCAUGGGGGCCUGCAGAACUUCGAAUUACAACCCAAACUCAAACAGGUCUUUGGCAAAGGGCUCAUCAAGGCUGCCAUGACAACAGGAGCCUGGAUAUUCACUGGAGGGGUCAACACAGGGGUGAUUCGCCAUGUUGGUGAUGCACUGAAAGACCACGCCUCCAAGUCAAGGGGCAAGAUCUGCACCAUUGGUAUUGCUCCAUGGGGUAUCGUAGAAAAUCAAGAGGAUCUUGUUGGCAAAGAUGUGGUGCGUCCAUACCAGACCAUGUCCAACCCGAUGAGCAAGUUGACGGUUCUAAACAGUCUCCACUCCCACUUCAUCCUGGCAGACAAUGGCACCACGGGAAAGUAUGGCGCUGAGGUCAAACUGCGACGGCAGCUAGAGAAACACAUCUCCCUGCAGAAGAUUAACACACGUAUUGGUCAGGGUGUACCAGUGGUGGCUCUGAUUGUAGAGGGAGGUCCUAAUGUGAUCUCCAUAGUUCUGGAGUACCUCAGGGACACUCCUCCAGUCCCUGUGGUGGUGUGUGAUGGAAGUGGCAGAGCGUCGGACAUUUUGGCCUUUGGACACAAAUACUCUGAGGAGGGAGGCAUAAUUAAUGAGUCUCUAAGAGACCAGUUGCUGGUGACCAUCCAGAAGACAUUCACCUACAGCCGCACACAGGCCCAACAUCUGUUCAUCAUUCUCAUGGAGUGCAUGAAGAAGAAGGAGCUGAUAACGGUUUUCCGGAUGGGGUCAGAGGGCCAUCAGGACAUUGACCUUGCCAUCCUCACUGCAUUACUCAAAGGUGCCAACGCUUCUGCCCCUGACCAGCUGAGUUUAGCGCUGGCGUGGAACAGAGUGGACAUCGCCCGCAGUCAGAUCUUCAUCUAUGGACAGCAGUGGCCUGUGGGUUCCCUGGAGCAGGCGAUGCUGGAUGCCUUGGUUCUGGACAGAGUGGACUUUGUAAAGCUUCUGAUUGAAAACGGAGUCAGUAUGCACCGUUUCCUCACGCUUUCCAGACUGGAGGAGCUCUACAACACGAGACAUGGACCAUCCAACACGCUGUACCACCUCGUCAGAGACGUCAAAAAGCGAGAAUAUCCAGGGUUCAGUUGGAUCUACUUCAAGGGAAACCUGCCCCCGGACUACCGCAUCAGCCUCAUCGACAUUGGACUGGUCAUUGAAUACCUCAUGGGCGGGGCAUAUCGGUGUAACUACACCAGGAAGAGAUUCAGAACUCUAUACCACAACCUCUUCGGACCCAAAAGGCCCAAAGCCCUGAAACUGCUGGGGAUGGAGGACGACAUGCCAAUUCGCAGAGGCCGCCAGAAGACUACACGCAAACGAGAGGAAGAGGUGGACAUCGAUUUGGACGACCCAGAAAUCAACCAUUUCCCUUUCCCCUUCCAUGAGCUGAUGGUGUGGGCUGUGCUUAUGAAACGUCAGAAGAUGGCAUUGUUCUUUUGGCAGCAUGGCGAAGAGGCCAUGGCCAAGGCCUUGGUAGCCUGUAAGCUUUGUAAGGCCAUGGCACACGAAGCCUCAGAGAAUGACAUGGUGGAUGACAUCUCCCAGGAACUAAACCACAACUCCAGAGAGUUUGGCCAGCUGGCAGUGGAACUCUUAGACCAGUCCUAUAAACAGGAUGAGCAGAUGGCCAUGAAGCUGCUGACAUAUGAGCUGAAGAACUGGAGCAACGCCACCUGCCUGCAGUUGGCGGUAGCAGCCAAACACAGAGAUUUCAUCGCUCACACCUGCAGUCAGAUGCUACUGACCGACAUGUGGAUGGGACGCCUGCGCAUGCGCAAGAACUCCGGCCUGAAGGUAAUCUUAGGGCUGCUUCUGCCACCGUCUAUCCUGAGUCUGGAGUUCAAGAACAAGGAUGAGAUGUCUUACAUGCCCCAGGAUCAGGAGGCCUACCUGCAGGAGAAAGAGGAGGAGGAGCCUGAGAAACCAGUCAAGGAGAAGGAGGAUGAAGACAUGGAGUUCACAGUAAGAUCUUACUGUGAGGCGCAGUACAACUCCGUGGCAAUGCUGGGUAAGGUAACCACGGAGACAUCCAGAAAGAAGGAUGUUGAGGAGGUACAGAACCGCCACCGCCUCAUCCCCAUGGGACGCAAGAUAUAUGAGUUCUACAACGCUCCGAUUGUGAAGUUCUGGUUCCAUACGAUGGCAUACGUUGGCUACCUGAUGUUGUUCAACUACAUUGUCCUGGUCAAGAUGGACCUGUGGCCUUCUCCUCAGGAGUGGAUCGUCAUCGCUUAUAUCUUCACCAAUGGCAUCGAGAAGAUGAGAGAGAUCCUGAUGUCAGAGCCGGGGAAGUUAUUACAGAAGGUGAAGGUGUGGCUUCAGGAGUACUGGAACAUCACAGACCUUAUGGCCAUCCUCAUAUUCUCGGUCGGCAUGGUUCUGCGUCUCCAGGAGCCGCCUCUCAUGAGCUACGGGCGGGUCAUCUAUUGCGUUAACAUUAUCUAUUGGUACAUCCGGCUGCUCGACAUCUUUGGAGUCAACAAGUACCUGGGUCCUUAUGUGAUGAUGAUUGGCAAGAUGAUGAUCGACAUGAUGUAUUUUGUGAUCAUCAUGUUGGUGGUGCUGAUGAGUUUUGGGGUGGCGCGUCAGGCCAUCCUUAACCCUAAUGAAGACCCAUCCUGGAUGCUAGCUAGGAACAUCUUCUUCAUGCCUUACUGGAUGAUCUACGGAGAGGUGUUUGCCGACCAGAUUGACCAUAUGCAUAGUAGGAAGUUACAGCACAGGCUGAAUGAAAAACUCUGGCUGGUCGAAAAUUACUUUCGAACUCACGGAACCUGGCGUAAUAACGGUCCAUCCCACAUUGCCCAAUACAGUCAAAAUCCCACCCCCUGUGGGCAGAACAUCACUACGGAGGAUGGGGUGGUGGUGGCCCUGCCUCCCUGUAAGACGGGUGCGUGGAUUGUCCCAGCCAUCAUGGCCUGCUAUCUGUUGGUGGCCAACAUACUGCUGGUCAACCUUCUCAUAGCUGUGUUCAACAAUACAUUCUUCGAGGUGAAGUCCAUCUCCAACCAGGUUUGGAAGUUCCAGCGCUACCAGCUCAUUAUGACCUUCCAUGAACGGCCAGUCCUUCCUCCACCCCUCAUCAUCUUCAGUCACAUAACCAUGGUCCUCAAGCACCUGUGCUGUCGCUGGCGCAAGCAUGACGACGACGAGAGGGACUAUGGACUGAAGCUUUUCAUCACAGAGGACGAGCUGAAGAAAGUCCACGACUUUGAGGAGCAAUGUAUAGAAGAGUACUUCAGAGAGAAAGAUGACAGAUUCCACUCCUCAAAUGAUGAGCGGAUCAGAGUCACUUCUGAAAGGGUGGAAAACAUGGCAAUGCGUCUGGAAGAAGUCAAUGAGAGGGAACACUUCAUGAAGGCGUCACUGCAGACUGUUGAUAUUCGUCUGGCACAAAUGGAGGAGCUGAUUGGACGAAUUGCCGUGGCACUAGAGCGUGUGACAGGGGUUGAACGUGGUGAGGUCAACAAAGCACGUUCCAGGACUUCAUCUGACUGCACAGACUCUGCAUACAUACUCCGCCAGGGUGAGUGCCCAGAAGCAGCAUACAUCCUCCGUCAAAGCAGCUUUAACAGCACAGAGGGGAAUGCCUACCGUCUACAGGAGGCACUGGAGGGAACAGCUGAGGGCUCCAUGUCCCCUCCCUCUCCUACUGGCAUGACCACACGCACAAGAAGCCACUCAUUUUAUGUCGGAGGUGGUCGCGGUGGUGAACGUGCGAGUGGAGCUGAACGAGCUGAGAGCUUCUUCAAAGAGCGCUCACUCAGUCUCCACCGAGCCAACAGCUCACAAUCUGUGUCCUCAACUGCCGCCCCCAAGGAGUCUAAGCCCCUCCCCCUGGCGACGUUGUCGGUCUCCCAGCAGCACCGUCCAUCAUCAUGCAUUGAUAUCUAUGUCUCAACUUCUGAGGAGGUGGGGCCUUCAGAGGUCUUCCUGGAUCCUCUCCGUGUGGUCCCACCGCUCCAGAGAGACUCCUCGCUCCAGUCAGAUAUCAUGGAGACGGUGAUGCCGGGAGGCCGGGACUUCAGCAGCGCUGCCACCAGCGGAUUGGGCGACAGGCACUCGGAGGGCGUUGCAGGCAGCAGCGGCACAGCUGGAGCUAUGUUUGAUGACAGUGCAGCUGCUGAUUUGUCGUUGUGCUCAGCCCACCUCUUACCAGACACCACCUUACCCCCUUGGGACAUAGAACCAUCCCCACCUCCCUCAGCAGGGCUGCUCGAACGCUCUAAGAGCAGUCGCUACCUCUCUACGGCAGGCACAGCAUUCCUGGACGAGCCUUCUCUGGUCAAAUCCCACAGCCUCAUGUUCACACCAAGAGGCUGCUAUGGUGGACUGGGGGCAGGAGUCCAGGUAAAAGCUGCAGAGUACACCAGCAUCACUGACUGCAUCGAUACACGCUGUGUCUCAGCUCCAUACGCUCCUGCAGAACGCUCACAUUCCCCUGGAGGAUCCACCUCAUUCCCCUUUGAUAAGCCGUCAGACAUUGGUUCCUCUCACCCAGAGAGAGAGGCAGAGCUUAGCCACACAGAGUCUGAUCCAGAGGACCCUGAGGACCUGAUUCCAGCCCCUGAUACGCCUCGCCUUGGGGGCCUUGGCGGGCCCAGUGGGGCCCCUCUCUGCUCCCCCUUCUCCAGGCUGGAGCGAGCAAACAGCUGCUCCUCAGAUGACUCCCAUCCUUCCCUCACGCUGGCCCCUCCGCACCGGAAGAGCCUGUCGGUGAGUGAGAGGAUGGAGAGGGGACCGGGUCUGGGGGCAGACAGGGGGCCUGGGGCUGGGGGCCGGGGUCUGGCAGGAACCAGAAACCCCUUCCUCAGGAGCAAGUCUGGAGCACGGCCUGAAACAGCCAAGACUGACAGCCUCUCCAUGAGGAAGCUGGCCACUCCAUCAGCUUUCCGCAGUUUUGAUAGACAAAACUACACGUGACAAGGACACUGGUCAGCACACUCACACACUGAUAGGACCAGGGAGGAAAACUGAGGGCAAAAGUGAAAACAGGGUGAAGUUGCCCAUAGAUGGUGAUCUGGGCCAGAGCUACAGUUUUUUCACUUAUGUUUUAGGUUAGAAAGAUGAUAAAAGUUUAUUCAUAGUACGUACUGGAGGGCAACUUUACCCUGGAUCAUGAAUCGGGGGAAAGGGAUGGGAGAUGUAGGGGUCCUACUGUACACCAGUCAAAUACAAAGAGCUAUGAAUCUAGACUAGUUUUUACCUCCUCUUGUAGCUAAGUAACUCUCAAUGGGGUGUUAUGGCAAUGGAAGGUGUAUUUGUACUGUAUGUCUUCCACCCACCACCUUUACGUCAAGUAGACAUCUGUCACUGUGUUACAUCACAUAUCCAUCACGUUAGUCAGAGAAAGUGUACUGUUACUCUUAGCUGCAUUAUAUUGUAGAAACUGUCCAGUCUGAGAGACAGAGCGAGGAGAAAGAAAGAUAAAACAACCACCUCAUUUUGUCAUUUUGUCUUAGCAUAGAGUCAUUACUUUCACUAAACUUUCACUUUAAAUACAUUUUUCUAACUCCACCCUAAGACCCCAGCACAAGCAAACAGAAAGAAGCUAACAUUUCUGGCUGCUUCAUAAAGGAAAUCAGUGAAGUGUUUGAAACCCCUCGUGGUUGCAUUGGAAAUGAUGGCAACAACUUACCUCUGGAUACACUAACACAUCUUUCGAAUAAUCAAUAUUUAUCUUUUUGCAAAGAAAUAUCAAAUUUGUUUUUUGUUCACAUAUUGUAGUAGAACAGUUUUUAUUUCUUUUGUCAGAUCAGCUAGAAGAAGAAAGCAGUGUUUCAACAUACUCCAGACAAAAGGUCAUUACGCUGUCACAUGUUUACAGUCAUGGCUGUCCAGUGUCAGCGAUCUGUAUCAUGCAGUGACUGGGAAAGUAAAAUCUGCAUUUGAUUAGCCACGCGAUAAGAGUGAAUAGCUAGAAGCUAUCAGGAAGAAGUGAGGAAGAAAUUGUGACAUGAAGACUGAGCUCAGCAUGUGACAAUAUCCAGUGUUUCACAGCUCGUGAUUGGGGCACAGAUUCAAGGCAUGAGUCUAUAUUAGUAAAGCAAAUGACGGCAGGCAGUGCUUUGAAGGCCAAUGCAUAAGAAAGGAAAUGAGAUAGAAGAGUUUUGUUUGAAGUGCAUGUUGACAUUCACAUGCCUAUUUACAUGUCUACAUACAUUCAUGGUCAGUGAAGUCCUACAUAUCACUUGGAAAUAAACUUAUCUUCAGACCUGACCCCAGAGAGCUUUAACAAGUGCAAUUGCAAAAAAUGGGGACAAGAGGGCGCUGUGAGCCUACUUCAGAACCAAUGCUUGCUGGGCGAACCUGAUAUGAACCUUCUUUGCCUGCACCUGACACCAAAAAUCCUUCCAUUCAACCAAUCGUAGCUCUCUUGUAGCCCAGCACCUCCUCCUUCAGGUUUUGGCAGUGGCAUUAUGUUGCAAUGGUUUUAUACCCACCUACACCUAAUGGAUCCGUCCUUCAUCUAUUCCAUAACUGUCAUUCAUUUGCUUUUCUCCUUUAUUUAUUUUUUAUUGCAUUUAAAGCCAGCCACUGCAAAAGCAGACUUUAAGAGAAAGCAGUUGCCCCAUGACUAAGCCUAUUAUAAAUCAUACACAGGUCAAGAAGAUGUUUCUUAAGAAACAGCUCAUUUAUGAGUUUACUUUAUGAAAAAAAUAAAGCUUGAGAAUAAGCUGUCGAGUAUAUGCAUUCUAGCUGAGAUUUAAGAAAGGCGUGCAUUUUAAGUGACAUGGAGAAUGAAAAAUGGGACUAUUAUUAUUAAAAGAUGAAAGCCAGAUCAGUGUUUUAAAAUUUUCUCAUUUUUUUAUUCUAGUGGAAGAAGUCUGGAGGGGAAGAAGAAGUCCUUCUCUGAUAGCUUUGUAAAGAUAAGAUAAUUAAUUAAUAGAAUUCUUACUGAUUUUUUUAUGUUUAUGUUUUAUAUUUCCUCGCUAUUACAAUUCAUUUUAAUCAUGUUGCAUUUAUUUUGAGAUUGAUUCUAUUUAUUGACAUUUUCUUGCUCAUUGAUAAUUACAGUAAAUGCCUGUUUGAAUUACAAAAUUAAUAUUUAUAUCUACUCAGUGAUAUUUUUGUCGAAUUUUAAGUAUUUUCUAAUUAAACUUUUAAAUUUAAUAAAAGAUGACCAUCUACAUGCACUAAAUGCUGAUGUAUUAUAUUAUUUAUUAAAUAUAGAAUUGUCUGAUAUACUGUACAUUUCAAUCAUAUUUAAAGUAUUUAAAGUAGUUUUUAUUGUACGUUUUAUCAAGCAGCUUAUGAGAAUUUUCUAAUGUAAAGUUGACAUGGCAAUACACAGUUGCCAGUAUACCAAACUUAGGGUGCCUUUUGGGCAUCGAUGGAGUAUGUGGGGACUGAAGUGAUUCAAAAGUCUGUGAAAUUUCUCAUCUGUUUCUUUUUCUUCUCUAAUCACAGAGCCCGAAUAUCAGUAAUUAUUUUCAACAUUUGGCUUUUGCAUACUCUCAUAGACCUUUAUUGUUCUCUUUAAACACUUCUGCUGUACAGAGUAGGGGACUGUUGUUAUUAGUAGACUGUGUCAUUGCUUGUAUGGACAUUUAUUUGAAUCCACCCAAACACAUAAAACGAUAUGAUUGAGAAUAAUUCAUAGCUGAAGAAAAAAAAUGAUUUGCACACGAAACUGAGACAUAUGUAUGAGGAUAAAGCAUCACCAUGAAGUUGGUGCUGCUGCAUUAAUUCUAUUUUCUUGCUUGAAUUGAAAGCUUUGACUUAUCUCUGUGUUACAACCCAGCCUGCUGGAUGAUCCAAACUGUUAAUAUUCCUGCUAAACCUGGCCUAAACUUUAAAAGGGUGCCCCAGUGAUUUAGUACUGUACUUCCAUAAAGUUAGAGGACUUACAAGAGACAGAUUUAAGAAAAGAAUGGUUAAAAUUGAAGCAACAAAGGCCAAGAUACCCUAACUUUUAGUCCCAAGUAUGGGUCAAGCUUCUACAAUUUCCAUAAUGCAGCUGAGUAGCAUCUUUUUAUGAGACCAUGCCUCAUCAUUAAAUACGUACAAAUUUCAAAUUCCUGAUCCUCAAGUCUCAAAGCUAACUGAAGAUCAGGGUUAUUUUCUUAAAUGUCAAAAACUCCCUCCAGAGCUACAAAAUAAAUCAUCAUACAACUGUAAACUGGCUUUUAUUUGUACGAACAGUGGAAUGCCCCUUUAACCCAGUAACUAUAACACCAACAUAAAUUAUACUGUUGACACAUGGUCAGUAUGGAUCAUUUAGGUUGGACAGACCGGGGGGUAACACACUUUAAUACCUAUAAGAUGACAAGUAGGAUGUUGUAGUCGGUCGAUUCAUACAAAGGAACUUAUCUGCAAUGUCCUCAACAACUAUGUAGGUUACAGUAUGUUUUAGAGAGGAAAGGUUGACCCCAAGUCAAUGCUCAGGGACAACAUUACCCCAGUGAUGCAAGGUAGUAAGUAUAUCAUGAAGUCGUCGUGAAGGAAGGAAAGAAGGAAAGAAAGAAAGAAAAGAGUUUGUCUACAGCAGACUUCCAAUAUAAACACUGUGCUUUAUGAGUUUAACCCUGAAGCUUUGUGGAUCGUAGAGAAUCUAUAGAUUUUGUAUUCUAUGUCUUCAGAAAUGGCAAUAGUGUAUGAAUGAAUGUCUUCAUACCUGAUUGACUUGUUCACUAAUAGAAGUUUAACUUCCCGACAGUACAAACAAUAAGGAGGUUUAUGGAGAAUUGUUUUUCGAUAGAGAGAGCUUUGGUCAUACACAGUUGACCCUUACAUAGUGAAUCCAACCAAAAUUUGCCAAACCAAAUGGAAACGAGCUGAGCCAUGCUCUACUGAUAUGUUGUUGACACAACUGUGGCAAACAGGCCUAACCAAGCAAAUGUCGUACAGUUCAGCUCAGUUUUGCAUGGCUAAGUAUAAAAACAGAUGUCUGACUGAGAGUUUCGGCCCUUCUAUUUGACCUGCUGUCAUAGGAAAUCAAAAUGUUCUUUUCUUAUUUCUUUAUCCUUACAGUAAGGAAUAUGAGACAGCAAAUAUGUCUGUGUGUACAUGAUUCUUGAAUGGUUUUGUGAUAUGUUGACAUGGCUGUUGCGGAAGGUAUUGACAGAAGGUGUGUGUGUGUGUGCGUACGUGUGAAUGUGCGUGUACAUGAACUGCGUGUGAAUUCAGAAAUGUUGAUGACACUAAUAACAGGGAGGCAUGCCAACACAACACAACCCAACAGAAUCUCAAUGUACAGUAUUUUUUAAAUAUUUUCCUAUACUGUAUCUAUACAGUUUUGUGGAAUCAUGAGCAAAUGAUGAUAAUCAACAGAUCUGCUUCCCUCCUAUGACGACCUGUGACUCAUAAGAUAAAGAGCAUUUAUGUUUUUUCUGCAAUAAUUGCUGAUGUUGUGCUUCUACAACCGAAAGGGACUUACUCCCCUGCUGAUCACACUUUAUGUAAUGUCCUUUAAAUGCAUGCAGUUCUUCCACUCAGAGUGUACAGAGACAACAUGUAAAGAUGACUGAGAGAAAGAUAGAGCGAGAUUAUAACAUGAAAUCAAAGUAGUGAGUAUUUGGAUGCAAAUACAAAUCUGUAUUCUUCAAUGUGAAUAGGAUCAUGUCUGGCAUGCAUUGUUAAAUAAACAAUUAAAUAGAUUGGUA